Zonotrichia leucophrys gambelii is the source of this 4959-nucleotide messenger RNA. It is a transcript of the gene GTPBP8, whose product is annotated as GTP binding protein 8 (putative). The coding region runs from base 35 to 862 and encodes 275 amino acids. The record is from RefSeq and is a predicted model, not a curated record. Gene Ontology annotation, molecular function: GTP binding. The transcript is spliced from 7 exons. Gene Ontology annotation, cellular component: mitochondrion. NCBI's taxonomy places the organism in Eukaryota, Metazoa, Chordata, Aves, Passeriformes, Passerellidae.
CGGGGCCGGCCGGGUCCCGCCUGCAGCCGCUGCGAUGCUGUUGCCCCGGGCGGGUGGUGCUGCGGGCCGGGCCUCGCCGCCGCUGGCCGCCCUGUCCCAGGUGUUGCGGCUGGAGCGGAGCCGCCGCACCGCGAUCGUGUUCCCGCUGCAGAAGCUGGAGCGGUACCUGGCGCCCGGCACCGACACGGCGCCGUUCCGCCUCUUCCAGCCCGGGCUGGCUGCCCUGCAGCGUGCCGAGGCGCUCUUCAGGUCCGACCGCGGGCACCCCAUCGACUACGUGAGCUCCGCCGUGCGCAUGGACCAUGCCCCGCCGCCGGCCCUGCCCGAGGUGUGCUUCAUCGGCCGAAGCAAUGUAGGGAAAUCAUCUCUAAUCCGGGCCUUGUUUUCACUGGCUCCAGAAGUGGAAGUUAGAGUGUCAAAAACUCCGGGCCACACCAAGAAGAUGAAUUUCUUCAAAGUAGGGAAGUACUUUACUCUGGUGGAUAUGCCAGGAUACGGCUAUCGCGCCCCGCAGGACUUUGUUCAGAUGGUGGAGGCCUAUCUGCAGGAACGGCACAACUUGAAGAGGACUUUUCUAUUAGUUGAUGGUGUAGUUGGACUCCAGAAAACAGAUCAUAUUGCAGUAGAGAUGCUGGAAGAGUUUGGGAUUCCUUAUGUGAUGGUGUUAACAAAAAUUGACCGAGCAUCCAGGGGAUUAUUGUUAAAGAAUGUACUGGAGAUCCAGGAGUUUGUAAAGGAGAACACACAGGGAUGCUUUCCUCAGCUGUUCCUGGUCAGUUCUGUGGAGUUCUCGGGGGUUCACUUGCUCAGGUGUUUUGUAGCCCAUGUCACUGGAAACCUGCCCACUGUAGAGGCCAGCUGAAAAGCCUGCUGAUCUGCUUGGCUCAUCAGGAACAAAAGUAGGUGCAGCAGGAUAGCAUGCAUUGCUUGCAGACAUUGAGUUGUCCCUGUUCUGCAAGGAUGAAGGAAAGAACACAUCUUUUAUGGGAUCUGCUUUUCUAGGAGUGUUGGCUUGAAACAGAGUGGAAUAAAAGACUGACAUCUAGAGGAGCCCUAUCCUGACUGUCAUGAGUCAGUGCUGCAUCUACCUUCUGUUUUGAGAUCCAGCAUGAAUUUCUGCAGCUCCACGUGGAUGAAAUGCCAGAUCUGAGGCACACCAUCCAUGAUCUGUAUCGGCUCUACCCUGGCAGCUGAAGCACAACACCGAUGUGUCCUGUACACUUUAGGGGAACUGCUUCCCACAGCAGCUGUGUCUGUCUAAGAGCGCUUCAAACUGUCCAGUUACAAGACAGAACUGGACAAAAGGACAGCCAUCAACAGCAGCACUCAUACAGGAGAACUGAGUCUGAAGCUAUGAAGUGCCUGUGUCAAACCCUGGCACUCAGUCUUUGCCAUGUCUUAAUGUGGCCAAGGCUGGUUAUGCAGUUGUCAGUUACUUGCAUCAAGAGUUUAAACCUCAAGAAAGGAAAGUUCUUUUCUAAAUUACUCUGACAGUGCAAAAGGACUAGAAAUACUACUUUCUUUCACUAUGCAAUUUCUUGUAACACACUAGACAUGAGACAAGAUCUGUUUUCAGCAUACAUGUAGGAACAGGAGCAUGUGAUGAAUGCAGUAAAUGUGACUCUAUAGCUUCUGCAUCUUAGUGAUGAAACUUGUAAUUCUGAAAUCUUAAAAUGCUGCAGGGCAAACCAGCCCAAGAGAUGCAUGAUCCUAGAAAUGGAGUAGUGGCUAUACAGAUGAAACAGGUGAAAGUGAACACUUCAGGAAGGGCCUUUUUGUAGAAUCUUUAAACCAGUGUCGGAUCUCAGGAUCUCAGUCCUGAGGUGCUGAGCCACCGAGACCACCUUGGGGGGCUCGGGAGUCCUGGAAUGUUGCCAGAAGUGUCUGGUGGCAGGACUUUGGUCCUACACAGGAGACGACAAGGAUGGGGGCUUCACCGGGGUGAAUGGCGAAGAGAUUAGUUAAUUAGAGGGUGAGACACAGGGUUUAGGAUUUAUGUACAGGGGGGUUUAGAGAAGUAAGAUGGAGGAAUUGGGGUGUGUCCUGUUCUUCUUCUUCUUUCUCUUCUCCUCCAUCUUCUUUGGUGAUGGUGGCAUUUUUGGAUUGGUUGUUACUGAAAGUGCACCCAGCAAUAAGAAUAAAUGGUAUUGGGGAAAAAUGAUAAAUAUUGUACACGUAACAAUGGGUAUAAAGAUACGUGGCUGCCCCGGAGGGCAGACAGUGUGCCCAUGGCUGACUGCUGAGCAGAUCUCUGUUCGGCUGAAAGAACAUCUUUUAGAUAAACAAUUAAUAAACAUAAAAACUGAAAGAAGAACUGAAGCCUCUUCUCGUCCUUCGAUACGCGGGCUGUCCCAAGGCCACCUCGGGCCUUUCCAGGCCCCUCAAACAGCCAAGAAAACCCGACAUUUGGCGUUCCCUGAGCGGACACGAACCACCACAACCUUUCGGGGGGGGGGCAGCACCCUCAAAGCCCUGAAGACCAGAGAGAAGAAGAAAACAAAAAGCCAACAGAGUCUGCAAAAAACAGCAGUCACUGAGGAAUCCAUCUCUCAGUUUCUGCCGAAGACAAUUCGUAGCAGAACAGCCCGGACCGGACCCAGAAAGGCGCCCUGGGACCACCUCUCGUGAUCUGCUGGACAGAGACCGAGACCUUCGGACUGCCCUGACGAAAAAUUUGGUAAGAAAGCCCAGAAAUAAGAACAUGGGGGGCACACUCUCCCAGGAACAAUGGGAAAUUUUGUCCGCCUUACAAGGUGUGACACAAACAUACACAGAGGGAAUUCCAAAGAAAGAAUUAAAACAAUUAUUGCUAUGGGCAAGGCUAAACUACCCACUGGCAGAAACGUGCAUGCAGCAGAAAGCUGCGGGACCCUCAGAAAGAGGGGGGGAGCAAGGCUCCAGGAAAAAAUUAGCUCUGGCCUUAAGAAGCCGGGGGGAAGGGCUCUCGAGGAAAGAGGGCAGGAAAUAAUAUUAAAACACCCGGUCCCAAAACCCAGAAACCCCAGGAAACUCCCAAAGCAUCAGAAAACUCCAGAGAGCAUGGAGGACUCAGGAGCAGAAAGGAGGGAGCAGGGGGGGGAGAAGGGAUCGGGGGGGGCGCUUUCUCGCGGCCAGGCUGCAGCGGAGCAGGCGGGGAGCGCAGGUGAAGAAAAAAACAAGGGACACGUGUUUUCGCGCGGCUUUGCUUGGCUCAGGGCCGGGGGCGGCGGCGGUCCCGGCCGGCAAGGUAGCAGAAACGCGCGUGACGGGCGAAAAUCGCGAAAUCCCGGGGGCAGAGUCACAAACCAACGCCGGGGCGUCUGACCCAAGCAGCGAAAUAGGGGAAAUUGCGCAAUCCCAGAAAGCUGCCAUGCGGAGACGUAGGAGGCGCACAGUUGUGACGCAAAAACCCGGGGCGCAGAUCGGCCCGAACGCGGCGGGCGCGGGUGCGGGCGGGAGGGAGGCUGCACACACCGACGAGGGGCUGCACACACACAGCGUCGGAGGAGGAGGAGACAGAGUCAGGGGCAGACCGAGAGGGAGAAAAUUCAGAGGCGGAACAAAAGGGAGAGGGAGAAAUUACCUUGGGGGAGACAGGGGGCGGCUCGGAAAGCACGCAUGCGCGGAGCAUAGAGCACGGGCGGGGGCGGGCCAGACCCACGGUGACGUCUCAGGCGAGGAGGGGCCCUCUCCAGACUUGGUGCCUUUGGUAAAAACCCUCGGAGUCCAAGCCUUCUUCCCUCCUGGGGAGGCGUGUGUGUUCUAACCCUAUUGUCAGUUGAAUCAAAAGCCAGGUAACCCCGGUCUCAAGUGAGCUUGCAAACAGCGACAAUCGGCUGAACAAGGAGGCAGUUGUGUUCAUGCAGUCGCCCCAGCCAGGGAGGCCGGUGACAGCGCCACCUCGUGGGGGAAUGACCGAAGUGCACGACAUGCCGGAUCGGUUCAGCAGAGCCACAGCAUCAUUUCGUAACGAGUCUGCAACUAUGCAGCGAUUUUCCUCAACAAGAUAUAAGAAGAGACGAAUACUCAGACAAAAGUCGGGACUCAGACUGCAAAGGACGACUCAGAACGAAAGACUCGGGGGGGUUUUCUCUUUGGGGUCUUGAAUAUUUCUGUAUAAGAACGAAAGACUCUGGGGGGUUUUCUCCUUGGGGUCUUGAAUUGCAAUAGGCAAUGGGGUAAAUUUACCUAUUACAGGGAAAACUGACAAAGGAUCAUGGAUUGAUCAGCUGGUAGAUUUCUUUGACAUUUCUCCCAUUUGGAGAAGAAUUUUAAGGGUAAGGUUUUAUGUUUUAAUAGUUCUCCUAAUCCUCAUCCUUGUCGUCCCAGGUGCCAUGAAUCGGAUUGUAAAAGUGGUUUUCUUGGUGCAAACAGAAGGGGGAGAUGUCGGAUCUCAGGAUCUCAGUCCUGAGGUGCUGAGCCACCGAGACCACCUUGGGGGGCUCGGGAGUCCUGGAAUGUUGCCAGAAGUGUCUGGUGGCAGGACUUUGGUCCUACACAGGAGACGACAAGGAUGAGGGCUUCACCGGGGUGAAUGGCGAAGAGAUUAGUUAAUUAGAGGGUGAGACACAGGGUUUAGGAUUUAUGUACAGGGGGGUUUAGAGAAGUAAGAUGGAGGAAUUGGGGUGUGUCCUGUUCUUCUUCUUCUUUCUCUUCUCCUCCAUCUUCUUUGGUGAUGGUGGCAUUUUUGGAUUGGUUAUUACUGAAAGUGCACCCAGCAAUAAGAAUAAAUGGUAUUGGGGAAAAAUGAUAAAUAUUGUACACGUAACAAUGGGUAAAAAGAUACGUGGCUGCCCCGGAGGGCAGACAGUGUGCUCAUGGCUGACUGCUGAGCAGAUCUCUGUUCGGCUGAAAGAACAUCUUUUAGAUAAACAAUUAAUAAACAUAAAAACUGAAAGAAGAACUGAAGCCUCUUCUCGUCCUUCGAUACGCGGGCUGUCCCAAGGCCACCUCGGGCCUUUCCAGGCCCCUCAAACAGCC